Messenger RNA from Didymella exigua CBS 183.55, 2580 nucleotides. Its product is annotated as WD40 repeat-like protein. The transcript has 3 exons. Gene Ontology annotation, biological process: anaphase-promoting complex-dependent catabolic process; positive regulation of ubiquitin protein ligase activity; positive regulation of anaphase-promoting complex-dependent catabolic process. Gene Ontology annotation, cellular component: anaphase-promoting complex. The record is from RefSeq and is a predicted model, not a curated record. Bases 1 to 2580 code for a protein of 859 amino acids. Lineage: Eukaryota; Fungi; Ascomycota; Dothideomycetes; Pleosporales; Didymellaceae. Gene Ontology annotation, molecular function: protein binding; ubiquitin ligase activator activity; anaphase-promoting complex binding.
AUGUAUGUUACGGACGAUGACUCGACUCCAUCUGAAUCUGGCUACACAACACCGCCCUUAUCACCAACGAAAACAAUCAGCACAGAAGGCUGGUCGUCGCCCAGGACACCCGGAUCACCACGCAAAAGUCGAAGCUGUCUGCUCUUUCGAAACAUCGACCAUGAGCUUGAGGACUCUUUCCUCACGCCAUCCCCUACAAAGCCGAAGUUCGCAGCUCAACUGGGCCAGCUUUUGAUACCGGAGGUCCUGUCGCCCACCACAUGCAAUCCUAAUUCACCAAUCUUGACGGAUGACUCGCCCAUCAAAAGAAAUGUACCACUUUUCGAUCGUGUUUCUGCACAGCGGUCAUCGAAUCUCGCUGGCUCACUCAAUCGCUCUUUAUCCGCCGCCAUCCAUCACUUGGAACCCGCAACUCCUCUUCGUGUACCUUCGCCCUCCACGAGAGUGCUUUCGGGUAGCAGCAUUCACAAGAAACAGAGGCGGAGUCAGCGUAGCUCUUCUGAAGGCUCAAUAGAUGCGCUUGUCGCCAAAUAUGCAACUCCACCCAUCCCCCCAGGUCAGGUCGGUGCUGAUAUCGAGCGUGACGACACGCAAACUUCCAUUGCGUUCGGUUCACCAACGAAGUUGCUUCAGCAGCCCACUCGAUCUUCGAGCUCUCCUCUACGACCAAGUCAAUGGGUAUCGCGCGGCGGUCUGCUGGCGUCUCCACGCAAGUCGCAAACAAGUACUCCAGAUCGCUUCAUUCACUCCCGUCGUCCACCAGCAGUAACACGCGAGAGCUUCGAGCUAAACAAACCCAACGAACGUGAGCAGAUCUCUCGACAAGGUCAUCGCGCAGGGGGCGAUCCUUUCAGUCGUCGAGUCCGAAGGAGCGAGCGCUUAAACACUGAGCUCCAAGGAUUGAGAGAAGCCCAUACCGUCAUCUCAGGCAGGUCUACAGGAAGUGUGCGAAGUUCAAACUUGAGGCUUCGAAGUAGCUCUUUGGUAACGGCCGCACGACAGAUCAGUGCCGGUGCUGUCUGGAACGUCGGCGGGUCCUCUGCUGUCAGCGACACUGUGGCUGCGGUAUCUACGGGUAAUGGUGGCAUGCUUGGAAGUGGCACGAUUGCCCCUCUCUACACAUCAACUUUCCUCAAUCGAGCUGAUCCCGAAGCCGAACUUGAAGCAUACGAGAGACGCCUUGCACUAGCCCUUGGAGUCGAUCAGACAGAGCGCGUGCUGUGCCAUUCGCCGUUACCAUCUAUUCGCCCAGGCUCGAGACAGCAAAACACACCACCACACAAACCACACAUCUGGAGAGAUGGCGCAUGGGCUCGAGACGUACUCGACGCACCUCAGCUGCGAGACGACUACUACUGCACCUUGCUCGCGCACUCUCAUACCGCUAAGUGUCUUGCCGUGGGCCUCGGAAACUUUGUACAUCUCUGGUCAGAACGAGAUGGUGUCAAGACUCCUGAAGCACUGAACUCUAUUCCCACUAACGUGGCGUCUGAUGCCCAGCACAUCACAUCUCUUGACUUCUCCUCUAAGCAAGGCGGGCAGGCGAUCCUGGCUGUGGGGAGAGCAGAUGGUCGCAUCGUCCUCUGGAGCCCAUUCGACUCCGAGCCACGUUUCGAUGCUACACAGCCGAAGCCAAUAUCCUGUAUAGCCUUUCGACCCACCACCGUGCAGCGUCCAUCACUUCGCGACAGGGCGAUCACUGUAUCCACAGAGGAACUACUCAUUGGGGAUGAAGUUGGACACAUCUACUUCUACAGUGUCGAAUGGCCCUCGGAGACUCAAAGUGCGCUAUUCGGCUGGCAUGGAGCAAUGACUCUGCUCGCCCGCAUGAACAUACACACUCAGCAGAUCUGUGGGCUGGCGUGGUCGGCGGCAGGCGACAUGUUCGCCAGUGGAGGAAACGACAACAACUGCUACCUCUUCGAGACCAAACGCGUGCUUCAAUCGGAUGUCGGGACAACAAAUUCAGCAACCGUCGAGGUCCGUGAAGGCCCCGCAGGUGAGUCUGUCUACACUGUCACCAAUCGUUCAGUGCCGGUCCUACACCUGCCUCACACAGCAGCGAAACACAGAUGGACUCUGAACGCUGCCGUCAAAGCCAUCGCAUUCUGCCCUUGGCAUCGCGGUCUUGUAGCGACGGGUGGAGGCUCGAAUGACCGCUGCAUACACUUCUACCACACACGCUCAGGCACCUGUCUUGCGACCAUCGACUGCGCGGCGCAAGUCACCAGUCUUGUGUGGAGCAAGACCAGACGCGAGAUCGCAGCUACGUUUGGCUUCGCGCAGCCUGACCAUCCGUACCGCAUUGCGGUGUUCGCCUGGCCGAGUUGCGAGCAAGUCGUUGCUGUGCCAUGGUGGGAUGAGAAUCGUGCUUUGUGUGCGGUGGCAUAUCCCGGGGGCCCGAGUGGUACGCCCGACGGUGAUGAGGGGGCGAGCAAUGAGGCGGGAUGUUUGGUUGUUGCGGCGAGUGACAUGGCCAUCAGGUUCCACGAGAUCUGGACGGGUGGACGAGGUACAGCUGGCAAGUCAUUGCUAUUUUCCAAGUCGCAACACAUGUUCAAGAAGUGGUUCAGAUCGUGA